Messenger RNA from Uloborus diversus, 918 nucleotides. Its product is annotated as G2/M phase-specific E3 ubiquitin-protein ligase-like. The record is from RefSeq and is a predicted model, not a curated record. NCBI's taxonomy places the organism in Eukaryota, Metazoa, Arthropoda, Arachnida, Araneae, Uloboridae. The transcript is spliced from 9 exons. Gene Ontology annotation, cellular component: nucleus. Bases 1 to 918 code for a protein of 305 amino acids.
AUGUCUUCUGCAAAUUUGAUUGUGAUGGGUGACAACCAUCCAAGAGGGUCAAAUGUUCUGGCGAUGGUUGAAAGAAGUGUUCGUUUUGUCAAAGUACUUUCUAGAGUUGUGGUGUUUACUAUGAACCGGAAUGUGUCUGAUGCUGAAUGCCACAGGACACCUAAUGUUUUGACAGUCUCAUCACUGUCUAUGUUCAACGCGGUCUUUGAAGAACUUUGCGCAUUUUGUGGUACGAAAGAAACAAACGAAGUUUUAUAUGGAGCCUUUUAUUCUACACUUGCUAUUUCAGUGCAUCAUAACUGCAUGUUCCUUGCCAGUGGAUUGAGUCAGAGAGGUAAUCCCAACAUAGGAAUUGUAGGAUUUAUGCUACCUGACUUAGAGAAAGAAAUAUCAAGGGGACAGAAGCUUCACUGUUGUUACUGUAAGAAAAGGGGAGCUACAAUUGGCUGUGUAGAAGCUAAGUGUAAAAAAAGCUUUCACCUACCCUGUGGAAUAAAAAAUGGCACCUUGCACCAAUUCUUCAGUUCAUUUAAAUCGUUCUGCAGACAUCAUAUGCCGAAACAAGCACCUUUAGAAAUCAAUGAAGAUGAAUUGUACUGCCAUAUUUGCUAUACAGCACUUACUCGAGAAGAAUUACAAAAUUGCUUGUAUUCUCCUUGCUGUCGCAAAAAUUGGUUUCAUAAAUAUUGUUUACAGCAAUAUGCAUUUAAUGCUGGAAUGUACUUCAUCAAGUGUCCUUUGUGCAAUAAUACAACUGAAUUCAUUAAUGAAAUGAAAAUACAUGGGAUACAUAUUCCUGAAAAAGAUGCUUCAUGGGAACAAGAGGAAAAUGCUUUUCAAGACCUUCUUGUACGACCAGAAUGUGGUGCUGUAGUGUGCAAGUGUGCUAAAGGAAGAAACCAUUGUAGUGAAAGAUGA